Galleria mellonella (greater wax moth) is the source of this 1658-nucleotide messenger RNA. RefSeq lists its product as uncharacterized. The record is from RefSeq and is a predicted model, not a curated record. The coding region runs from base 483 to 1658 and encodes 391 amino acids. The transcript is spliced from 9 exons. Gene Ontology annotation, cellular component: axoneme; ciliary basal body. Gene Ontology annotation, biological process: cilium assembly. NCBI's taxonomy places the organism in Eukaryota, Metazoa, Arthropoda, Insecta, Lepidoptera, Pyralidae.
AUUAAUUUAUUGUAUUUUUUUAUGAAUAAUCUUAAAAAAUAUAUUAAUAUUCUGUACUCCUUCUCUAUAAGUAUGUGAAAUUUCUUACUGCUUCGUCCACGCAAUAUUCGUAAAAAGAGGUACAAACUUUUUGCUUCACGUAUUAAUAUAAAGAUUACUUGUAAUUGCGCUGUAAGUCAUAAUUACUAACAAUCUCUUUAAGAUAUCUUCAAUAUAAAAAAAUGCAUCUCAUCAGCAUCAAUCAACAUAUCUGGGAUUAUAGCUGUCAACGUUUACUAAAUUUUUUAAAAUAGAAAAAUAAUAACCUCCUUGCUUGUCAAAAGAUAACUGUAAAAAGAAAAAAUGCAAGCGUUCAAUACUUGUUUAUUAGUUACUAUGACAACCGUUCCGCUAUUUUGCAUGUUGUGGUGAACAGAUAAUGGAAUAAAAUAAUUUCAGUUGUCAGAUCAAUAAAAGUCGGUGAUUCAAGGAGAUCACGCGAUAUGGCCGAGUCUAAGAAAACAGGUAGAAAGAAAGGUAAAAAGGAUUUUAAAUCGAGUACUGAAAGCAAGGAUGAUAAUGAGGAUCUCUCGAGCGAUUCUGAUGUGAGUGAUCCAGAAGAAAAAGAUCAAGAAGUAGCUGUAGGACAUAUAGGUCGUAGAGUCGGCACAGCGGCUGUGACGAUCAACCGAGAAGAGUAUAUACAAGCCUACAGGGACCUUACAUUCGACAGGAAUCAACUGCAAAUGAAAAAUAAUAUUCUUCAUCGGAGAUUAGCGGAAUAUUACAGAAAAAGAAAACUGGAACAUGUUUUGAAGCCAUUAGAAGGUGCUGUGGACUUGGAAGAUAAAUAUCAACAAAAAUUAUUUUCUUACGAAGAACUGAAAAUGAAAGAAGAAAGGGAAAUUGCUGAUAUAAAGUCUAAAAUGCGUGCAGUGGAAAUACAGUACGAGGACAGAUUGCGAAUUGCGGAAAAGAAAUUCGAUGAUCUUCAGCAUUUGGAAAGGUCCACUGGUACUGGACUUAUUUAUUCAAAAAAAGGGAAGCCGAUUACUGAUAAGACAGUGGAACGGUUCUUGACCCUGCAAAGACGUAAAAGCGAACAAUCCUCUGCUUUAUGUCUCCGAUAUAUCAGAGUGAGAAACGCUGUCGUAGAAUUAGAAGCGAUUGUGAGGAAAUUGGAAAUGCUCGGUCCGGGACUUUACGUCGCUCACUACGAACAACUCUCCAUAGAUCGUCAAAAUUUUAUGACCAAAAUCGAAGAGCGUGAAGACGAAUUGAUAAAGAAUCGUGUAAAAUGUACAGAGCAUAAUCAAAUCUUGGCUCAUAUAAGGGAAAAAAUGAAUCACACGGAUGAAGUAAUUGAUACCACUGAAUGUGAUCUCGGUGAUGCCGAAAUAGAGUUUCUAAGAGCUAGAGAAGACCUUGCACAAGUGAAGAGUCAUCGCGACAGACUACGUUGGUCGCUGGAGGCAGAACGAAUGAAAGCGGGUCUGCUAACGAGAAAGGACCUGUUGCGUGACUUCCAGAAUGCCACAGACGAGGUAGGACAGUUAAGACAGAAAAAAGAAUUACUGGAAGCACAAAUUACUAAAACAACUGAUGAACUGAGAAAGGCACGAAGACGUAUGCAACUACAUCGAGGGACCAAUCAUGAAACUUACAAUAAUGAUUCCUAA